This is a messenger RNA of Nicotiana tabacum (common tobacco), 353 nucleotides long. NCBI's taxonomy places the organism in Eukaryota, Viridiplantae, Streptophyta, Magnoliopsida, Solanales, Solanaceae. The record is from RefSeq and is a predicted model, not a curated record.
GUAAAAAUCGUCUAUUGCAGCUUGAUGAGUUGGAAGAGUUAAGACUUACAGCAUAUGAAAAUGCUAAUUUGUACAAGGAAAAGACAAAAAAGUGGCAUGACAAGCUCAUCCGCCAUAAAGAUUUUAAAGUAGGAGAUCAUGUUCUGCUAUACAAUAGCCUAUUGAGAUUAUUCCCAGGAAAGUUUAAGUCACGCUGGACAGGACCGUACAUAGUAACAGGAGUGACCCCCUAUGGUGCCAUUGAAGUACAACAUGCAUAUGGGGGAGACAAAUUCAAAGUAAACGGUCAUCGUUUGAAGCCUUAUAUCAGCAAAUUCUUCGACAAACAGGCUUCAACAAUCCUUUUUGCCUAA